AGCGGUCUCCAUGGUGAUGAAGUCUUCGGUAGAGGAGGAGGAGGGAGGAUGGGGUCUCGGGAUCCCAGAGAAGAUGAGAAACAACGCCAGCUGGGUGGAUGUCACCCAGGAAUUCAAAGGAGCCUGUAGAGAACUCAAACUUGGCGAGUUGCUGCAUGACAAACUGUUCGGUCUGUUCGAGGCCAUGUCUGCCAUUGAGAUGAUGGAUCCGAAGAUGGAUACCGGGAUGAUCGGAAACCAAGUCAACCGUAAAGUGCUCAACUUUGAACAGGCUGUUCAGGAUGAGGCCAUACGGGUGAAGGAUCUGAGUAUCCCUGAGCUCAUCGGGAUCAUGGACACAUGUUUCUGCUGUCUGAUCACAUGGCUGGAGGGGCAUUCUCUGGCUCAGACUGUGUUUACGUGUCUCUAUGUUCAUAAUCCGGAUCUGAUUCAAGACCCUGCACUCAAAGCCUUCGCUCCGGGCAUCCUCAAGAUCUGCGACAUCGCCCGCGAGAAAGUCAACAAAGCUGCUGUGUUUGAGGAGGAAGACUUUCAGGCCAUGACUUACGGCUUUAAAAUGGCAAACAACGUAACAGAUCUGAGAGUGACAGGCAUGCUAAAAUAUGUUGAGGAUGAACUUCAGAGGAAAGUGAAGAGUACACGCAGUCGACAGGGUGAACAGCGAGAUCCUGAGGUUGAAUUAGAUCAUCAGCAGUGCUUGGCUCUGUUCAGUCGUGUUAAAUUCACUCGUCUGCUGCUCAGUGCUCUCAUCUCCUUCACUAAAAAAGAGACGAGUGCUGUCAGUGAAGCACAGAAGCUAAUGACUCAGGCUGCUGACUUACUGCCAGCGAUUCACUCCUCCGUACAGUACGGCAUACAGUCACAGAAUGACACAACCAAAGGAGAUCACCCAAUCAUGAUGGGUUUCGAGCCGCUGGUUAACCAGCACCUGUUCCCGCCCACUUUCCCACGAUAUGCCAAGAUCAUCAAGAGAGAAGAGAUGGUCAACUACUUCAGCAAACUCAUAGAGCGCAUUAAAACGGUCUGUGGGGUCAUCAACAUAACCAACCUGCACAGCAUCUUGGUAAAUACCUCUCAGUAUAAAUACAAGGUUGUUUUAAAGAUAAAUCUAGCUAAUGCUGCUGCAUGUGCUUCUCCGUGUGUGCUGUCCAGGUCUCUGCUGCAGACCACGUUUCAGAUUGACAAUAAGAAGGUGUUUGGGACUCAUCUGAUGCAGGACAUGAUUAAAGAUGCACUGCGUUAUUUUGUCAGUCCACCUGUCGUCUCUCCAAAAUGCAGUUUGAACAAUAACCACCAGGCUAAAGAUUACAUUGACUCGUUUGUCACACACUGCACACGGCCGUUCUGCAGCCUGAUCCAGAUCCACGGGCUCAACCGAGCGCGCCAGAGAGACAAACUGGGUCACAUUCUGGAGGAGUUCGCCACCCUUCAGGAUGAGGCUGAGAAGGUGGACGCUGCUCUCCACGGUCUGCUGAUGAAGCUGGAGCCUCAGAGGCAGCAUUUAGCCUGUCUGGGCACCUGGAUCCUCUAUCACAACCUGCGCAUCAUGAUCCAGUACCUGCUCAGUGGCUUUGAGCUGGAGCUCUACAGCAUGCACGAGUAUUAUUACAUCUACUGGUAUCUGUCGGAGUUCCUGUAUGCGUGGCUCAUGUCCACGCUGAGUCGAGCCGACAGCUCUCAGAUGGCAGAGGAGAGAAUCCUGGAGGAGCAGCUGAAAGUACGAAGCAGCAAGAAGAGCAAGAAGAAGAAGAAGGCUCGUCCUCUGAGUAAAGCGAUCACCAUGAGCCAGGCUUACCAGAACAUGUGUGCCGGCAUGUACAAGACUAUGAUAGCAUUGGAUAUGCACAGAAAGGUGCGCAAACCUCAGUUUGAGCUGGACAGCGAGCAGGUUCGCUACAAGCAUCGAUUCGCCCCUUUCAACAGCGUCGUCACACCGCCGCCAGUGCACUACAUCCAGUUUAAGGAGAUGUCAGAUCUGAAGAAGUACAAUCCUCCUCCUCGCUCAGCGGAUCUCUAUAUGGCAGCGAGUAAACAUUUCCAGCAGGCCAAACUAAUACUUGAAAACGUCACCAGCCCCAAUGCAGAGGUGAACCGCGUCCUAAAAGUGGCCAAACCCAAUAUUGUUGUAAUGAAGCUGCUGGCUGGAGAACACAAGAAGGAGACCAAGGCCCUUCCUGAAUUUGACUUCUCUGCGUACAAAUACUUCCCCAUCGUCAAGAUCAUUUGAGAUAGACCAUGUUUCCAAGAUGAACUCGUCUCAAUGACAUGAACUGUCAUCACAGUCGCCGAAUAAGUUAAGAGCCAUGAGUAAUCACGUAAUUAUACAGACACACUCACAGUGGUUCGGUUUGAACAGUUCACAAAUCAUGUUCUUCUUGUUUGGUUGAUAAUAUUGUAUCUGGUAUAUUUCGUUUCCAUUGACUUCAAAAUGAACCCUCACUUCACUCACCAGGUCCAGGCUUGACGAGAUACAUGCAAAGUGUACUCGGGGUGUUUGAUCAUGCUGUGCAAAAAUGUUAGACUGAAUCUCCACACCAGGAAUACUGGAUCCAGUCCCUUAUCAGAUCCCGAGACAUUCGUUUUGAGUGGUGUGGUAUCGUUUUUGUCUUGUAUCCAAAAUCAGUGCUUUGAUACCCAAAACUAACAGUCUUCUGUCAGCCUGAGGGGUUUACGGAUGAGGGCGGAGAUGAAGUGAUGAUAAAAAUGUGCAUGGAUUAUUGAAUAAUCGAAUGUUUCAAAGCUCAGACUUCGUCUCUACUGGACUUUGUUCUGUACUCCGUCUGACCAGCACAGAUCCUACAAGUGUUAUUAUACCAAACCAAAAGCAAUGCGGAGAAAUGACUGCUCUCUCAUCUCGAACUGGUGAAGACAAAAAUCUCUUGAAACCACACAAGCAUAAGAUUAAACAACAUUAACAAGCAUUGCAAUAAAGUAAUAAAAAAAAUAUAAAUAUG
This is a messenger RNA of Sinocyclocheilus grahami, 2954 nucleotides long. Its product is annotated as N-alpha-acetyltransferase 35, NatC auxiliary subunit-like. The record is from RefSeq and is a predicted model, not a curated record. The coding region runs from base 11 to 2227 and encodes 738 amino acids. Gene Ontology annotation, biological process: N-terminal peptidyl-methionine acetylation. NCBI's taxonomy places the organism in Eukaryota, Metazoa, Chordata, Actinopteri, Cypriniformes, Cyprinidae. The transcript has 21 exons. Gene Ontology annotation, cellular component: NatC complex.